GUUGUGAUCGCGCAAAACCCUUCGAGCUGUCAACCACGACGAGGGAACCACCGUUCCCAUCAACCGCCAUCGCUGUGGACCUCUGCGGUGAAUCCUCAGCCCUACGCAGGCCUCACGACGGACUCGACCUUUUGCUUACAAACGCACUCGCCCGGAAACAAUCCGAGCCUGGCGUGUCGCCGCGAGCUUUUUGAGCACCAAGCCUGCUUCGGCAGCAACGGGUGGUGAAGUCGGGCUCACGCUCAUCGGCGCAAGCCAACAUGGCGUUCCCGCCGCCUCCUCCCGGAUGGGGCCCUCCGCCGCCGCCUCCUUCCGGCCCUCCACCUCCGCCAUCGUCGGCGUUUCCUCCUCCGCCUCCUCCCUCCGCGUCGUCGCUCCCCCCACCCCCAUCGAUUCCUGCGCCGCCGCCUCCCGGCUACGGAUCAUCUAGCGACUCACAGGCGGCCAAGUUGGAACAGAAAAAGAAAGAAUGGCUCCGCCUGCAGAGGAACCGGUUUGGCGAGAAGCGCAAGGGCGGCUUCGUUGAGACGCAGAAGGCAGACAUGCCCCCGGAGCAUCUGCGGAAGAUCGUCAAGGACAUUGGCGACGUUUCACAGAAGAAGUACACCAACGACAAGCGCAGCUACCUGGGCGCACUGAAGUUCAUGCCUCAUGCCGUCAUGAAGCUCCUGGAGAACAUGCCCAUGCCCUGGGAGUCGGCAAGAGAGGUCAAGGUGCUCUACCAUGUCAAUGGCUGCCUCACUCUGGUGAACGAAGUGCCGCGCGUCAUCGAGCCAGUCUUUCAUGCGCAGUGGGCGACCAUGUGGAUUGUCAUGCGUAAAGAGAAGCGCGACCGCAGGCUAUUCAAGCGAAUGCGCUUCCCUCCGUUCGACGACGAGGAGCCUCCGCUGUCCUGGUCCGAGAACAUCGAAGAUGUCGAGCCUUUGGAGCCAAUCCAGCUAGAGCUAGACGAGGACGAAGACGAGCCCGUCUAUGAAUGGUUCUACGAGCAUCGGCCGCUGUUAGACACACCGCACGUCAACGGGCCGAGCUACAAGACGUGGAACAUGACCCUGCGUCAAAUGGCGACGCUCUACCGGCUAAGCCUGCCGCUGAUUACCGACGUCACGGACCCCAACUACUUCCACCUCUUCGAGAGCAAGGCCUUCUUCACUGCCAAGGCGCUCAAUGUCGCACUCCCUGGUGGACCGCGCUUCGAGCCUCUGUACAAGGAUAUCGACCCCAACGACGAGGAAUUUGGCGAGUUCAACGCAAUCGAUCGCAUCAUCUUCCGGAAUCCCACACGCACCGAAGUUCGAGUUGCCUUCCCUUUUCUGUAUAAUCAGCUCCCUCGGAGCGUGCAGAUAUCAUGGCACUCGCAUCCGCAGGUUGUCUACCAGCGGACACAAGACCCGAGCUUGCCUGCUUUCUACUUCGACAAAAGCCUCAACCCAAUCUCGUCGCGCGCUGUGGCCCCCAAGAACCUGGCAGUGAGCCACGAGGACGACGUGUUUGGGCCGGGCAACGACGAGGAGCCCGAGGAGGGUGCAUUUGAACUCCCUCCUUCCUGCGAGCCUUUCCUCAACGACAAGGAGCUUUUUACCGAAGAUACAGCCGAUGCCAUUCAACUCUGGUGGGCUCCCUACCCGUUCGAUCGCCGAUCCGGGCGGAUGGUUAGGGCUCAGGAUGUGCCCCUUAUCAAGCAGUGGUACCUCGAGCACUGCCCUCCUAAGCAGCCCGUCAAGGUCCGCGUGUCGUACCAGAAGCUGCUCAAAAGCUACGUGCUCAACGAGCUGCACAAGAAGAAGCCCAAGACAACUCAGAAGCAGAGCCUGCUCCGAACACUGAAGCAGACCAAAUUCUUCCAGCAGACCACCAUCGACUGGGUUGAGGCUGGUCUGCAGGUUUGCCGACAGGGCUUCAACAUGUUGAAUCUCCUGAUCCACCGCAAGAACCUGACGUACCUCCACCUUGACUACAACUUCAACCUGAAGCCCGUCAAGACCCUGACGACAAAGGAGCGGAAGAAGUCUCGAUUUGGAAACGCGUUCCAUCUCAUGCGUGAGAUUCUGAGGCUUACCAAGCUGAUUGUCGACGCCCAGGUGCAGUACCGACUGGGAAACAUCGAUGCCUUCCAGCUCGCAGACGGUAUUCUCUAUGCAUUCAACCAUGUCGGUCAACUCACAGGCAUGUACCGGUACAAGUACAAGCUCAUGCACCAAAUUCGCUCCUGCAAGGACCUCAAGCAUCUGAUCUACUAUCGGUUUAACGCUGGCCCUGUCGGCAAGGGCCCUGGAUGCGGUUUCUGGGCGCCCGCCUGGCGAGUCUGGCUGUUCUUCAUGCGCGGUAUCAUCCCUCUUCUGGAGCGAUGGCUUGGAAACUUGCUCUCGCGCCAGUUUGAGGGCCGACACAGCAAGGGUGUGGCAAAGACGGUCACCAAGCAGCGGGUCGAGUCUCACUUCGAUCUCGAGCUCCGCGCAUCAGUCAUGGCAGACCUGAUGGACAUGAUGCCCGAGGGCAUUAGGCAGAACAAGGUCAACACUGUGCUCCAGCACCUGUCUGAAGCCUGGAGAUGCUGGAAGAGCAACAUCCCAUGGAAGGUGCCCGGCCUGCCUGCCGCCAUCGAGAACAUCAUCCUGCGAUACGUCAAGGCCAAGGCCGAUUGGUGGAUCUCGGUUGCGCACUACAACCGUGAGCGUAUCCGGCGUGGUGCCACUGUGGACAAGACGGUUGCAAAGAAGAACGUGGGCCGUCUCACUCGUCUUUGGCUGAAGGCGGAGCAGGAGAGACAGCACAACCAUAUGAAGGACGGCCCGUACGUGUCUUCUGAGGAGGCUGUCGCGAUCUACACCACAACUGUGCACUGGCUUGAAUCCCGCAAAUUCUCGCCCAUCCCAUUCCCCAGCGUCUCUUACAAGCACGACACCAAGAUCCUUAUCCUCGCCCUCGAGCGGCUGCGAGAGUCGUACUCCACCAAGGGUCGUCUGAACCAGAGCCAGCGCGAGGAACUGGCUCUUAUUGAGCAGGCUUACGACAGUCCGGGCACCACGCUGGAGCGCAUCAAGCGCUUCCUUCUCACGCAGCGGGCGUUCAAGGAAGUCGGCAUCGACAUGAACGACAACUACAGUACCAUUAACCCGGUCUAUGACAUUGAACCUAUCGAGAAGAUCUCGGACGCUUACCUCGACCAAUACCUCUGGUACCAGGCUGACCAGCGCCACUUGUUCCCGGCAUGGAUCAAGCCCGCAGACUCCGAGGUGCCGCCCUUGCUGGUGUACAAGUGGGCGCAGGGAAUCAACAACCUGGACCAGGUCUGGGAAACCAAGGAUGGAGAGUGCAAUGUCAUGAUUGAGACCCAGCUCUCCAAGGUCUACGAGAAGAUCGAGCUCACCCUCCUGAACUCGCUGCUGCGACUGAUCAUGGACCACAACCUGGCGGAUUACAUCACUGCCAAGAACAACGUCACGCUCACGUACAAAGACAUGAACCACGUGAACAGCUACGGCAUGAUCCGCGGCCUGCAGUUUUCUGCCUUCGUGUUUCAGUACUAUGGCCUGAUUCUCGACCUGCUCCUUCUGGGGCCGCAGAGGGCUAGCGAGAUUGCAGGCCCAGCCCAGUCACCCAACGACUUCUUGCAGUUCCGGGAUAGGGACACGGAGUCGAAGCAUCCCAUUCGGCUCUACACGCGUUACAUCGACCGCAUCUGGGUCUUCCUCAGAUUCACUGCUGAGGAAUCCAGGGACCUGAUCCAACGGUUCCUCACAGAGCAGCCCGAUCCCAAUUUCGAGAACGUUAUCGGAUACAAGAGCAAAAAGUGCUGGCCCAGAGACUCCCGAAUGAGACUCAUGCGCCACGAUGUCAACCUCGGCCGGGCUGUCUUCUGGGAUCUGAAGAACCGACUUCCUCGGUCCGUCACCACCAUUGAGUGGGAGGACACGUUUGCGAGCGUCUAUAGCAGAGACAAUCCCAACCUCCUCUAUUCCAUGUGCGGCUUCGAGGUCAGGAUCUUGCCCAAGAUUCGGAACCAGAAUGACGAGUUCCCCGUCAAGGAGAGUGUCUGGUCGCUAGUCGACAACACGACCAAGGAGAGAACUGCACACGCUUUCCUCCAGGUCACGGAAGAGGAUGUCCAGAAGUUCAACAACCGCAUCCGACAGAUCCUCAUGUCUUCGGGAUCAACGACCUUCACCAAGAUCGCCAACAAGUGGAACACUGCCCUGAUCGCCCUGUUCACGUACUACAGGGAAGCGGCUGUGUCGACAGUCAACCUUUUGGAUACGAUUGUUAAGUGUGAGACCAAGAUCCAGACGCGCGUCAAGAUUGGACUGAACUCCAAGAUGCCUUCGCGUUUCCCUCCGGCCGUUUUCUACACCCCCAAGGAGCUCGGUGGCCUGGGCAUGAUCUCGGGGUCACACAUUCUCAUUCCCACCAGCGACAAGAGAAUCAGCAAGCAAACAGACAUGGGUGGCAUCUCGCAUUUCCGCGCCGGCAUGACCCACGACGAGGAGACAUUGAUUCCCAACAUUUUCCGAUACAUCACCAGCUGGGAGGCCGAGUUUAUUGACUCGCAGCGUGUGUGGACCGAGUACUCCCAGAAGCGCCUCGAGGCAAACCAACAGAACCGGCGUCUGACGCUCGAGGAUCUCGAGGACAGCUGGGACAAGGGCCUGCCUCGCAUCAAUACGCUGUUCCAGAAGGACAGGAGUACGCUGAGCUUCGACAAGGGCUUCCGCGCCCGCUCGGAGUUCAAGAUCUACCAACUCAUGAGGAACAAUCCCUUCUGGUGGACGAGCCAGAGGCACGACGGUAAACUGUGGAACCUCAACGCAUACCGUACCGAUGUCAUCCAGGCGCUCGGUGGUGUGGAGACCAUUCUCGAGCACACCCUAUUCAAGGCCACGGGUUUCGCAUCAUGGGAGGGUCUUUUCUGGGAGCGAGCCUCCGGAUUCGAAGAGUCGAUGAAAUUCAAGAAGCUCACGAAUGCCCAGCGGUCUGGUCUCAACCAGAUUCCUAAUCGUCGCUUCACCCUCUGGUGGUCACCUACCAUCAACCGAGCCAACGUCUACGUUGGUUUCCAGGUCCAGCUUGAUCUUACAGGAAUCUUCUUGCACGGAAAGAUCCCUACCCUCAAGAUCUCACUCAUCCAGAUCUUCCGAGCCCAUCUUUGGCAGAAGAUUCAUGAGAGUGUCGUGAUGGAUCUUUGCCAAGUUUUUGACCAAGAGCUCGAGUCUCUGGGCAUCGAGAGCGUGCAGAAGGAAACGAUCCACCCCCGAAAGUCGUACAAGAUGAACAGCUCAUGUGCGGACAUCCAACUUUUCGCCACUCACAAGUGGAAUGUUACGCGUCCCGCGAUGCUCUUCGACACCAAGGACACGCUCGAGCCGACGACGACGAGCAAGUUCUGGAUCGAUGUCCAGCUCCGGUAUGGUGACUACGACUCUCAUGACAUUGAGCGCUACGUCAGAGCCAAAUACCUGGACUACACAACCGACAGCAUGAGUUUGUACCCGUCAGCAACGGGCCUGAUGAUCGGCAUCGACCUCGCCUACAACCUCUACAGUGCCUACGGCCAGUACUUCCCUGGUCUGAAGGUGCUGGUGCAGCAAGCCAUGGCCAAGAUCAUGAAGGCGAACCCGGCUCUGUACGUGCUUCGCGAGCGCAUCAGGAAAGGUCUGCAGCUGUACGCGUCCGAAAGCAACCAAGAGUUCCUCAACUCGCAGAACUACUCGGAGCUCUUCAGCAACCAGACUCAGCUGUUCAUCGACGACACCAACGUUUACCGUGUGACGAUCCACAAGACAUUCGAGGGCAACUUGACGACGAAGCCCAUCAAUGGCGCCAUCUUCAUCUUUAACCCCCGUACCGGGCAGCUGUUCCUCAAGAUCAUUCACACGAGCGUCUGGGCCGGACAGAAGCGUCUAGGGCAGCUGGCCAAGUGGAAGACGGCCGAAGAAGUUGCAGCGCUCAUUCGGUCGUUACCCGUGGAGGAACAGCCCAAACAGCUCAUUGUCACGAGAAAGGGUCUGCUGGAUCCGCUCGAGGUCAACCUGCUUGACUUCCCCAACAUCUCGAUCCGGGCUUCGGAGCUACAGCUGCCGUUCCAGGCGGCCAUGAAGGUGGAGAAGCUCGGAGACAUGAUUCUGCGGGCAACAGAGCCGCAAAUGGUGCUCUUCAACCUGUACGACGAAUGGCUGAAGAGCAUAUCGUCGUACACGGCCUUCUCGCGUCUGGUGCUGAUCCUGCGGUCGCUACAUGUAAACCAGGACAAGACCAAGCUCGUUCUGAGGCCGGACAAGACGGUCAUCACGCAGGACCACCAUAUCUGGCCGUCCUUCACCGACGAGGAGUGGAUCAAGGUAGAGACGCAACUCCGUGACCUGAUCCUCAACGACUAUGGAAAGAAGAACAACGUCAAUGUGUCGAGUCUUACCAGCUCUGAAGUGCGGGAUAUCAUUCUGGGCAUGGAGAUUUCGGCACCUUCGAUGCAGCGGCAGCAGGCGGCAGAGCUGGAGAAGCAGCAGCAGGAGCAGCAACAGCUCACAGCGGUGACGACCAAGACGCAGAAUGUGCACGGCGAAGAAAUCAUCGUGACGACGACAUCUCAGUUCGAACAGCAAACAUUUGCGUCAAGGACCGAGUGGCGCACGCGCGCCAUCGCGACGUCCAACCUGCGCACGAGGUCGAACAACAUCUACGUGUCGUCGACGGACGGCAGUCUGGACAACACCACGUACGUGAUGCCCAACAACAUCCUCAAGAAGUUCAUCACUAUCGCGGACCUGCGGGUUCAGGUUGCCGGGUAUCUUUACGGGUCGUCGCCGCCGGACAAUGACCAGGUCAAGGAGAUCAAGUGCAUCGUGCUCGUGCCGCAGAUCGGCGGCCUCCGCAACGUGCAGCUCGCGCAGCAGCUGCCGCAGCACGAGAGCCUCCGGAGCCUGGAGCCCCUGGGCGUGAUUCACACCAUGUCUGGCAGCGAGCUUCCGUACAUGUCGGCCGUGGACGUGACGGAGCACGCCAAGCUUCGAGACUCGCAUGUGUCGUGGAGGGAUGCGGAUCGAGAAACGUUGACGGUAACGGUCGCUUUCACGCCGGGCAGCGUCUCGCUGUCGGCCUGGGCGCUGACGCCUCAGGGUUACAAGUGGGGAGUGGACAAUCGCGAUAUCCAGAGCGACCAGCCGCAGGGAUUCACAACCACCAUGGGCGAGAAGCGGAAGCUCCUCCUCAGCCCUAGAUACAAGGGCUUCUUCCUGGUGCCGGAGAGCGGGCUCUGGAAUUAUAGCUUCAUCGGGCCGGCGUUCGACGGGGUUGUGAAGAAGCCGGUGCACGUCAAGCUCGACACGCCGGCGCCAUUCUACAGCGAUGCCCACCGGCCGCUCCAUUUCCAGAACUUUGCUGAGCUGGAGGACAUUUGGGUGGACAGAAACGACAACUUUGCGUAAAGAGGGGUCUAUUUUGUACCAAGUAUUUCGAUGUAUAUCCCCUCGGCAUUCUCUUUGCUCUCUGCUACACGCACUCUCUCUACGCCUAUCGGAUAUGUCUUUUCUGGUUUUUUUCCUACUCUUUUAAUUCUCUUUUUUUUUUUCGGCAAUGGUCGAUGUUCGAGGCCAAGUAGAAAUUCUAGACAGCAGGGGGUUGCAAAUGGAGCGAGACGGAAGCCGGCAAAAGCCGCCGGGUUGUGAGGCUUGACGUUGAGAUGGUUUGAUCUACCUUUCCGAGAUUUUUAAGUUGCCAUGGUGGUUUGAUGGAUGUUGACAAGUUGUGAUGCCAA
This is a messenger RNA of Gaeumannomyces tritici R3-111a-1, 7747 nucleotides long. RefSeq names its product pre-mRNA-processing-splicing factor 8. The record is from RefSeq and is a predicted model, not a curated record. Gene Ontology annotation, biological process: spliceosomal tri-snRNP complex assembly; mRNA splicing, via spliceosome. Gene Ontology annotation, molecular function: protein binding; U5 snRNA binding; U2 snRNA binding. Gene Ontology annotation, cellular component: catalytic step 2 spliceosome; U5 snRNP. The transcript is spliced from 4 exons. The coding region runs from base 261 to 7418 and encodes 2385 amino acids. Lineage: Eukaryota; Fungi; Ascomycota; Sordariomycetes; Magnaporthales; Magnaporthaceae.